Molecule: messenger RNA, 1584 nt
Organism: Macadamia integrifolia
Lineage: Eukaryota; Viridiplantae; Streptophyta; Magnoliopsida; Proteales; Proteaceae
Exons: 6
Coding region: 307-1398 (363 amino acids)
Cellular component (GO): chloroplast
Source: RefSeq, a predicted model, not a curated record
UAUACGAUAUGUAAUUGAUUCUAAAUAGGGAAAUCUCACAAUUCGUCUCCCGUUCAACGGCGACCAAGAUCUCUCUUAUUCAUCAUCUCAUACAGAUCCAAAGAUUGAGAUAAGCUCAUUCCUCAUUUAUUACCCCAUUCCCUUAUUUAUCUAAUGGAAUUAUAAAAGAGGCUGAAAUCUGUGUUCUCCACACGUCUUUGGUUAGGAAGAUUUUCUGAUUCAAGCAAUAGAGCCCAGCAUCAAUUGAGAGAUUGGAACGGCUGAUGGAAGACCUGCAUCAAUCUAAUCUGGUCUGCAAAAGGAAACAUGGAGUUCUUUAAAGGUUUAAGUGAAGAGACAUUGUUGAAUGAGCAAUGCUUUGAUCUUCCUGACAUUAAAAAAUGUCCAUUUCUAAGGAACAUUAACGAACAGACCAACUUUUCCUUCUCUCCAAGGAAUUUCCCCUUGUCUAGACGGGGAGCCAAAGGUCCAAUCUUUGAAGAUGGUCCUAAUUUUGAUAUGGCAUUUAAGCUGUUCCAUGGUAAGGACGGUGUUGUCCCCCUCUCAGGGAGGUCAUAUUCUCAUUCCGAGAAUAUGGAGCCUGUGCCUGCAGCCCCUUUUAAUCCCUUAGCAGCGAAAGCCGCUACUAUCAGUCUCUCAGCAUUUGGGCCAGGAGGUCCCUUCAGCUUCAACUCCUUUUCUGAGAUAUGGAAGAACCAAGAAAGGAAAUCCAAGUCAUCCAACAAGAGGAAACCUUCUUCAGAAACGCAGGGUAAUAACUCUUCAAGCCAUGAGUCACUGGGAAAUGAAUGGCUAGAGACUGGCAACUGCCCAAUUGCGAAGUCUUACAGAGCUGUGAGCCACGUUCUGCCAAUUGUUGCAAAUGCUCUUCAACCACCCUCUAGCAUGAAAUUUAAGUGCCCACCUGCAGUAGUUGCAGCCCGAGCUGCGCUGGCUCGUACAUCCUUUGUGAAGACCCUCCGUCCCCAAGCUUUAUCAUCAAAGAUUCUUGUGAUUGGUGUAUUGGGCAUGGCAGCGAAUGUACCACUCGGUGUAUGGAGGGAGCACACGCGUAAAUUUUCGCCAUCAUGGUUUGUGGCAGUGCAUGCAGCCGUGCCAUUCAUAGCAAUGUUGAGGAAGUCCGUUCUGAUGCCCAAGACGGCCAUGGCUUUCACCAUUGCAGCCUCAAUAUUAGGUCAGGUUAUUGGUUCCAGAGCUGAGCGUAUCCGCCUGAAAGCAGUAGCUCAGAGGGCAGAGUUGCUGUCGCAAAGAGAGACAACCAUAGGUGUCACUGGCAAUCCCAAUCCAGGGCUGGUUGUUGGCGGCAUUACAUCUGGACAGUGUGGGGCACAGAAGAUGAAAUGGGAACUGCUUCCACUCAAGCCAGCUGAGACUUCCUCUGCUGAUGUUUGUUUCUGAUUUUGAAUGCUGUGUGCCAUCUUAUUUGGUUGCAGUCAUUUGAAAGACUAAACUUCCACAUGUAGGAAGAUAUCAUUGGCUGCAGUUGGAUAAGAGGGGGAAAAGAAAAAUAAAUAGAGAAAGAAUAAAAGAAAAACAACAUAUUCGUACUUAUAAUGAUCUAUGCUUAUGUUUUCAUUUGUUUUA